Messenger RNA from Cryptotermes secundus, 1037 nucleotides. RefSeq names its product voltage-dependent anion-selective channel-like. The record is from RefSeq and is a predicted model, not a curated record. Lineage: Eukaryota; Metazoa; Arthropoda; Insecta; Blattodea; Kalotermitidae. Gene Ontology annotation, biological process: monoatomic anion transmembrane transport. Gene Ontology annotation, cellular component: mitochondrial outer membrane. Gene Ontology annotation, molecular function: voltage-gated monoatomic anion channel activity.
AGGAGUCUCGGUAUUUUUAUCAGCUUUGAUUGAUGGCAAGAAUUUCAACCAAGGGGGCCAUAAGAUUGGAGUAGCUCUGGAACUGGAGGCUUAAUGCAUUUUGUACUGUGGUCUUUUGACUGAAAGAUAUGUGAAGCUUGAAGAAAGUAAAGUAAUUAAUAAACAAGGUGAUCAAUUUUUAGAGCAACAGACUAUUGAAAUAACAGUCAAGACUUCCUUGAGCAUGUGAUGCAGUUCCGCCUUGAAUUGAAUCAGCUUGGAUCACCUUAUACUUGUGGGAAGAAUGAACAUGUAAUAAAAGUAAUCAUCUCACUACUCAGUAAAUAAAUAUACUGUAGUCCAGUAAAAUGCUAUUUGCUUCAAGGUAGGUGGUAUACAAACUUCAUAUUUUAAAGAAAUGGAAAUCCAUUGUUGCUAUUUUGGACAACCAUGUAAUUAACUUUGAGGGAAGUUUGUGUAAAUUACUGUAAUGAAUUUGUACAUUAGAUAUAUCGAGUGAAAGAAGCUUUUGCCUGUAGAGACUAUGUAGACACUGUAUUAAGCUUUGGUAUGUGUAAAUGAAUCCACAUUUUCUUCAAUCUUCACAUCUUUUCUUUGGAUGAAAUGAACAUCUUUGUAAGGUCAAAACUUGAAAAUGUGCAAUAGAUCAAUAUUGGGAACAUUUAUAAAGACCAUGGGGAGCUUUUUUUUUUUAAACACAUUUGUCAAGACCAGCAGUUAAUGUUGCCUCACAUCAAAACCCAAUUCUUAGACCCAGUUAUUUUGCCUUGUAGAAGAAGAACCUUCCCUGAGGAAGACCUCAAAUUCCUCAGUAUUAGUGAACAUUAGUUUCUAUUGGGAACUGUCUCAUUGUAGAUUGUAAAGACAAAUUCAGUGAGACUUGUUUUCAAAUAUGCUGCAUGAUCAGGAGUGACUACCAUGCCUGCAAGGAGAGAAAGGAUGGUGAAUAAAUAGCAAAAGGUUGUAACUUGUAUGUUUCAGAUUAAUUAUUUUGUAUUUUAAGUUUUGGCGAAUAAACAUUUCCCAUUGAUCCAACA